AUGUUUGGCAUAAUACGGCGAUUCUCUAGUGAAGACACCGACGUCCACCAGAGCCAAGACGGCCAUGGCUUCCCACCACGCCACAAGGACGGCGUGCACGACGUCUUCAACCCGCUGCGGCCCACGGCCAGCCCGUUCCGCCCCCCGCCGCUCGACCCCAUCGUCCUGCGCGGCUACAAGGACAGCACGCCGGCCAACUCGCGACUGCUGAGCCACGCCGUCGCCGAGGAGAUUCGCACCAUGGUGCCCGAGCGGCUACGCAUCACCGAGGACUGGCACCUCGUAUACAGCCUCGAGCAGGACGGGUCGAGCCUGAGCACGCUGUACCAAAAGUGCAAGUCGUAUGAAGGGCGGCGCGUGGGUUUUGUCCUGGUUGUGCAGGAUCAGGAAGGCGGGACCUUUGGAGCAUACCUCUCCGAGUAUCCGCACCCGUCGCCGUCGUACUUUGGCAACGGCGAGUGCUUCCUGUGGCGCGCGUCGACGCUGGUGUCGCUGCCGCCGCCGCCUUCGGCCGACACGACGCACAUGACACGCAGCACGACACUGGCGGCCGGGCCGGUGCCGCCGCCAUCAUCACGCCGCUCCGGCGCCUCGACGCCCGGCUCCCUCGAGACGAUUCGCUUCAAGGCCUUUCCGUACAGCGGCCUUAACGACUUCUACAUGCACUGCGAGACCGGGUACCUGAGCGUCGGCUCGGGCGGCGGCCACUACGGCCUCUGGCUAGACGACUCGCUCGACAUCGGCCACAGCGCCCUGUGCGAGACAUUCGGCAAUGAGCCGUUGAGCGACGUCGGCCACAAGUUUAGUGUUGUGGGCGUGGAGCUCUGGGUCCUCGGCGCGUAA
Messenger RNA from Cordyceps militaris CM01, 843 nucleotides. RefSeq names its product TLDc. The record is from RefSeq and is a predicted model, not a curated record. The transcript is spliced from 2 exons. Lineage: Eukaryota; Fungi; Ascomycota; Sordariomycetes; Hypocreales; Cordycipitaceae. Gene Ontology annotation, cellular component: nucleus. The coding region runs from base 1 to 843 and encodes 280 amino acids. Gene Ontology annotation, biological process: response to oxidative stress.